Cannabis sativa is the source of this 2335-nucleotide messenger RNA. RefSeq lists its product as uncharacterized. NCBI's taxonomy places the organism in Eukaryota, Viridiplantae, Streptophyta, Magnoliopsida, Rosales, Cannabaceae. The transcript is spliced from 4 exons. The coding region runs from base 986 to 2335 and encodes 449 amino acids. The record is from RefSeq and is a predicted model, not a curated record.
GGUGUGUAAUUUUUUUUGAAUUUUUCAAAAUUUUACAAGAUGUGUCUUAAAUAAUUAAAAUAUACACGUUCAUAAAAAAAUAAAAAAAAAUAAAACUAUUUUUUUUUUCUAAAUACUAAUAUAAAUAAAAAGGAUCAAUGUAUCAGUGCAUAAUUAAUUAAUAUGGUAGAGUAACAUCUUUUGUUCUGAUUAUUUAAAGAAUCUAAACAUUGUUGUAUAUAUAUAUACUUUUGUACUUCAUGUGCAUAUCAUGGGUAUAUGUUGGUCAAUGAUAAUAAAUUAUUUAAGAAAGACUUGAAGAAGGCUGUGAUCUAUGUUUGCCUAUAUUAUAAAUAGUAUAAGAUCUAAUCAAACAAAUCACACACAUUAAUCCUUAAUGGUUCAUUAAUCAUCCACUAAUUAAAAAACAGAAGAAAGAAAAUGGCUCAAGGGAACUAUUAUUGCUCAUAUCCGAUUAAUAUAGGUAAGGCUUCUACUCCAUAUAUUUUCAGUAGUACUCUUAUAACAUUAUAUAUUUAUAUAUUAGUUAAAGAAAUAUCCUCAAAUAUAUUAUAUUCCAAUUAUUUUCAAUGAAAUAUUGUUAAUUGUAAAAAAGGUGUAUAGAUUCAUGUCAAUUAAAUUUGUGUCGGUUUAAUUCAUAUAUAUGCUAUUCAUCAUUAUCUUUAUAUAUUCAUUAAGAUUUUUAUUAUUAUUAUUAUUAUUAUUAUUAUUAUUAUUUUGCUAAUAUUAUUGAGACUGAAUUAGUUUAGUUAAAUAAAAUUUACAGUUAAAAAAAUAUAUUUUAACUUUUAUUUAUUAUUUGAUGGUGUGUUAACAUAAUUAAUUAUUAUAUAAUUAUUAAUUAUUAAAUAUAUAUAAAUAUAUAGAUACAGAUAAGGAGAAGGGAGGAAGCAUCGGUUUCUUCUCGGCAUACCGACCGCCAGUGCCAUUAGACAUAUAUUCAUCCCCACAGUUUCCUCUGUCAUCAUGUGAAAGGGAGAUUUUUAUGACUGAUAGGAAUCACUACAAUUACAAUGGCCAAGCCAUUCCAUCAAUUGCUCUUAAAAAAAUUCUCACUCGCCCUAAAUUAGCUUGUCAAGGCUUUAAUGCGGCUGACGUUGACUCAGGUCGUCUUUCGGGCAUGAUUUUUGUGUCUGAACGCGACCAUCUUGAAAAGCUUUACAUAGCUUUUCGCUUCAAUGAUAGAGUUAAAAUCUUUUGUUUCGCUGAUGUAUAUGGCACAUUUGAUGGUGUUCGUAUGGAGGAUAGAGGAUGCGUUGCUGGUGAUUAUCUUGUUUAUGUUACUACUAAGGAUGAUCCUGGUAAACGUCGUCAACCAUGGACUGCUGUCUACAAAACUCAUCUUAUCACUGCCCAAACUAGACGCCUUACCCCAUUAGGACAAGCUGACUUAAGUCCUUCAGUAUCACCCUCUGGAAUGAGUAUAGCAGUGGCAUCAUUCGAGAAUAAAGGUGGAUGGGAUGGUGAGAUUGAAGAUCUAAAGACAGACAUUAUUGUUAUGAAUGUAGAAGAGCCUUGUUGUCGCAGAGUAGUUAUAAAUAAUGGAGGUUGGCCGAGUUGGGGAAGUGACUUUGUCAUAUUUUUUCAUCGUAAGGUUGGAAAAUAUUGGGGUGUGUUCAGAACUGACCUUAGUAGAGGAGAAUGCAUUCGUGUCACCCCUGAGUACACGAAUGCAAUGACUCCCGCGGCUAUUAAUGCGACCACUGUGGCCGUUGCAGUUAUUCGUGGAGAUCAUCGACACAUUGUAGUUUUUGACUCUACUCAAAGAAUGCAACCCAAUCAAAUCACUUUGUACAUAGCACCAGAGGCUGACCAUUUUAACCCUUUUGUCAUUGAUGGUGGAAAACGCAUUGGUUAUCAUCGUGCUAAGACAAACUUUCUACAGGGUGGAAAUCAUGAUAUUGAAGAAAAUUUCAAGGUGUUGGAUUCUCCAUGUCCAGAUGUAGGAUUGUUUAGGGUUUCAGGAGUGUUUCCAACCUUUUCCAAAGAUGGAUCUAAGCUUGCAUUCGUCGAUAAUGAUUUCAAGAAUCUAUAUUUAGCGGAUAAUCAAGGAUUGCAUAAAAUUUAUACGGCAACAAAUAAUAUUAGCAUUUUCGGACCAGUUUGGAACCAAGAUCCCGGAAAAGAUACAUUGUAUUUCUGCAUGGGAGAACCUUUCAACCCUAAAGCAGCCGUAGCCAUUUGUGCCAUGCAACAUGUUCGAAAAUAUAACCAAAAUAUCAGACAACUUACUGCAUGCGGCACUAAUAAUGCUUUUCCAUCAUCCAAUCCACAAGGUAGUAAUUUCUUUUUAUCUAAUUCAUCAUAUUCGUUUUGGCACUUGGAUAAAUUAUAG